ACUACAUAUGUAGUUAUCAUAGUUAUCAAUGUCCUAGUAUUAGACACAGUUCAGUACUAAUUACAUCUGAAAUAGACAUUGUUACAUCUCUUGUGUAACUAAAGAUGCAGACAUUGGUUAUAAUCUUCACUAUUUUCACGAUUUCUUGUGCAUUUCCGAACGCAUAUGAUGAUAACGAAGACAUAGAUCACAUUGUCGGUGGGCAUAAGGCUAAUUCAUACAGCUUUAACUUUUUGACCGCUUUGUUACGUGAUGGGGAAUGUUUCUGUGGCGGAUCCCUUGUUACGGCAAAUCACAUUCUGACAGCUGCUCAUUGUGUCGAUUAUAUCAAACCUAAGGAUUACGGUUUGAUACAACUUUUACUGAAUACAUCUACUCUCAACCCACCCGACAAUGGGGCGAUUCAUAGAGGGGUGAAAAAGAUUGUACAUCAUAGAAAUUAUAAUUCAGCAACUAGUGUUAACGAUAUUGCCAUAAUUACGUUAGAUUCUCCCGUUGAAAAUAUAAAACCCAUACCCUUACCUCGUAUCGGAUCUACUUUGAGUUAUUCCGGUAUGUGGGCCACAGUAAUAGGAUUUGGACGUACAUUGAAAACCCUGGCGGAAGAUGAGUCGAGCGGGAACGGAUCUAAUACGCUUAUGGAAUCGUCCUUGCAAGUCAUUAGUAAUUCCAAUUGCUCUGAAAUGUAUUCCGAAAGUAAAGAAACGAAAAUAAGCGCCUCAAUGUUAUGCGCUUACGCUGCCGGAACCGAUACUUGUCAAGGUGACUCGGGUGGACCCCUGAUUGUUGAAGGGACUCAAAUUGGCAUUGUCAGCUGGGGAUAUGGUUGUGCUGAUCCCAAGUAUGCCGGAGUCUACACUAGGCUGACCUUUUUCUACACCUGGAUUAGAUUUAACCUAGUUUAAGGGCAUUUUGUUUUCAUUUUGGCUAAAAGGAAAUGAUUUUCUCUUAAAUCAAUUAUUUGGACCGUAAAUAUUAUAAAUACACGAUCCUAUGCACAAAAAAAACGGGCAAUCCUCAAAAUAGCCUAAAAGACUAAAGGGAAAAGAGGUUUGCAAACCCUGAGGGCCUAAGAGAGCUGUAAGCAGUACAAAACAGUGACUUGAAUAAAGAUCGUAGAAAGUUCAUCAGAAUUUAGGGAACGCCCCACAAACAUGGUGUGCUGUACUUUUUUAAGUGGGGUUUGGUAUUUUUAGCCUUAAUUAAAAGUGGAAUUCUCCUGCUUAGACUAUUUUACAAAUGAAUAAAAAUACUAACGUUACCAGCGUUAUAAACUGUGUCGACCCAUAACUGUAAGAACAAAAUCCUCUUUUCAUACAAAAAACCUCCUAUUACAUUCACAAGGGUUUUUCUUCUGAUUAUUAAACUGGGUUUUUCUUUUUGAAGAUCAAUAAGACUAGAAAAAUCAUUGCUGUAGUUUGACACAUACAAAAACAAAAAAGGGAAAAACAAAUUGAUUUUAUGUCGUGGGAUUGAGUGAAUAAGACAAAUGGGGAACGAUAUUAUUAUUUUGUAGUGAAUUUUUGCUAGAUAAUUAGAUUUUAUUAAUCUAUAAGAAAAUGUAAGAGAAAGUGGUUCUUAAAAGAUGAGUAAAAUUGAAAGAAAAAUAUUUAAUAAAAAAACAAAAUUAAAAACAGUAAUGGAAAUAAUGUAAAAUUAGACGCCACCUUUCAGCGCUUUUUCUUACUUUGAGAUAUUUUUGCGCAUUUCAAUUGUUUUCCCAUAAAAUAACACAUUGCACAGACGGCAAGCACAGAAGGCAAAGGAAACAGGCAACAGGCAAAGGCAGCACCACAGAAAGCUUUGAAUAAUUGAUUGUAAAAUAUUUGAUACUUGAUAUAAUAAAUUGAUUAAAUAUUUGAUUGAUAUCUUGAAUAUUUGAUAAGCCAUUUUGUAAAAAAAAAUCUAUGACCGAACCCUAGUACUACCACGUUCGAUGAAAUUACCUAGGUUUAGGGUUAAUCAAUCUUUUUUUUUAAUUAAUGUUUUUAAAAACUACGGUUUUCAUCAUCAUUUAGGGGGUUUUUAGGCAAUUUGAAAUAGGAGUUCAAAAGUAAAAUCCCUAUUUAUCUAUACAUACCCACGCAGAGACCACAUAAAAUCAGAUAACCAGUUUCCAUUAGAGCCCAAAGGCUCUAGCCUGCAACCCUUCUCAUGCGACUUCAAUCGACUUACGACAUACGAAGAGGUUCGUCUGCUAUCUGCUGCGCAAUGACUCAAUGUAAUUUUUUGCCCUUAGCUCUCAGCUCGUUGUUCGUUUUCCCUCCCAGCCUAAUAACCAUUUUUCUGUAGUUACUAAAAAGAAAAUCUACUGUUUUUUUAAAUUAAUAAUGAAUAAAUAAAUUUUAAAAUAUUAUUCCGGCAGCACUGUUAAAUAAUUACAGACAGUCUUGUUGGAUUUUGCUUUCUUUUUAUUUGUUCUAUUAUUUGAAUUAGAAUAAACAUGUUUUUCAGUUA
Molecule: messenger RNA, 2457 nt
Organism: Daphnia pulex (common water flea)
Lineage: Eukaryota; Metazoa; Arthropoda; Branchiopoda; Diplostraca; Daphniidae
Product: trypsin alpha-3-like
Exons: 8
Coding region: 105-905 (266 amino acids)
Biological process (GO): proteolysis
Molecular function (GO): serine-type endopeptidase activity
Source: RefSeq, a predicted model, not a curated record